AUGGAGCGAGUCCAUCGGCUCAGUCUGUGGGGGAAGGUAGCUGACUUCACCUUCACCGGUUGCAGCCAGUGGAGGUUAAAGCCUCAGGUGUUCAUCCCCGCCCUGCAGGAGCUCACGGUCUGCUUCAACCUAAAGUUCAAGAGCAUCGAAGACUCCACACCAUGGACCGCCUUUACGUACACUCAUCCUAAGCUUCAGUGUACUGAGCUGGGUUUGGGUGGACAGAGGGAUCGUUUGGUGGUCUGGCUGUUUGGGACGGAGUGGACCACACCUAAGAUCAACCUUCGUCUCUCACAUUGGUACUCGCUGUGCCUGACCUGGUCACACGCUAAAGAGCGACCGGCCCUGUAUGUCGAUGGCAACCUGGUGGAUGUCAUGGCAGAUACGACUCCCUCCAUUCCCAACUCGAGCUGCAAGCUGGCCCCCAAUGGAAGGCUUACUCUGGGUGCAUCACACCGCCUGGUCAACGGGACUAUUAUUCCACAUCCUGCUCCGGUGGGCCUGUUAUCUCUAUUUCGUUUUUGGGGACGAGAACGGAGCAAAAAGGAAGUGACAUCACUGAAUUGUACGGAGGGGGACCUGGUGAAGUGGGAGAGAGACCACUGGGACACUCAUAACUGUUUUCCGCUCCCUGACCCCAGGCUGCAGUGUGAAUGGUCCGUUUAUGAAGUGCGACUGAUGUUUGCCAUCAUUCGUUCCGAUGGGAACGACACCGAGCUCUACACGGCCAGAGACAUUGCACAUAAAUGGCUCAGAAAGAUUCUGCCGGCCAGCAUUUAUUUAAACAGAGUCUCCGUGUUUGAAGUUACCAGGUUUGACUGCCUGGUUCAUAUCAACGUUAUCCCCAGCGUGGAUGUGGCAGAUGUGCAAAAUGAGAUGUGCACAAGCCUCAGUAAACUCUACCAUGACCCCAGUUGUCAGCUUCAGCUGCUGGCUGAUACAGGCAGCAUACACACCACACCUGUUGAAAGUUUCUCCGCAGUCACCAUGACUCCUCCCAUCGUGGGGGAAGUCACAACCACCACAUUUAAAACCUCAACAUCCAUUAGCAUCGCUAGCACCAUCACAAGCGCCUCUACCAGUGCGGCCACUAGCACCACCUUCACAACAAACCCUGCAAAUAUCUCCGAGCUGUUCUUUGAGGUUAAGGUGAAUGUUUCCAUAACGGGAGACUGUGAUCCAGGACAGAUUAUUUCCACCUGGCUCAACUCUAGUCUACCGGAUGACAUGAUGUUGGUGCUUGACCUCCAGCUGCUCCCCAAAGCUCGAAGUAAACUGUGCCUCCGCACCCACUGGAUGGCUCCAGACCUGGAAGACUGUCAACUGGUGGUGGAAACCAUCCCUGAUCUGGACCAUGUCGAAGUCACUGCUGACAAUGCACUGGAUGUGGUGGUGAUGAUCAAGGGUUUACUGAGAGACCACUCCACACUCAACUAUCAGGAGCUCGUCACAGUCCUCAACAAGCUGGAGGACGUUGUCAGCCUCAGUAGGGUCACACCAAUCCUGGGCCAGGCUCUAAUCAACACCAUCUCUGACAUACUGGAAUCUGACAGCAACCUGCUACCUUUUACUAACACUAUCCUAAAUUUAACAGAGGCAGUAGGAGACAUGAUGGUGGGCUACGAGGGCUCCUCAACCCUGGUUGCUCCUGCCAUUGCUAUAUCCGUGGUGGAUGUAGUUCCUGGACAGUUUAGCAGUUUGACAUUCGGAGUGUCAUCUGACCGCGCAGGCACAAAGCCUGAGAUAUUCAUCAACAAGUAUCCCUUCAACGGCACAGUGGCGUUCAUCUCCCUGCCAUCUGCUCUGCAGCAAAGCUUCCCACAGAACAGCUCCAACCAGAGCCAGCCAAGGGUGAAGUUUCAGUUCUUUGGCAUCCCAAUGCUCUUCAAGAGCAGCCAAAAGGGGCAGUACCUCAACACCUUUGUGGUGUCAGCCAGUGUGACCAACGCCAGCUCCCCAAUCAAAGACCUGGAUGAAGAUGUCAAAGUCACGCUCCACCAUCUUAUACCCAAUAUAAUUCAUAAGGACGUGCAGUGUGUGUACUGGAACUUCAAUAAAAACAAUGGACAGGGCGGCUGGGAUGAUUACGGCUGCAGGAAAUACAACGGCAGCUCUGACUACACAACCUGCCUCUGUGAUCAUCUCACGCACUUCGGAGUUCUCCUGGAUGUCUCCAGGACUCAGGUGGACCCGGCUAACGAGCAGAUCCUGACCAUUAUCACCUACGCUGGUUGUGGAGUCUCAUCAGUGUUCUUGGGAAUCACUGUUCUCACUUACACAGCCUUCGAGAAGCUUCGUCGAGACUACCCCUCUCAGAUCCUCAUCAACCUCUCCCUGGCUCUGCUGGGCUUGAACCUGGUGUUUCUGGUCAACUCCACGCUGUCCUCCUUGGGUGUAUAUGGCCUCUGUGUGGCUGUAGCUUCCACGCUGCACUACUUCCUCCUGGCGUCUUUCACCUGGAUGGGAUUAGAGGCCGUGAACAUGUACUUUGCACUCGUCAAAGUCUUCAAUGUCUACGUGCCCUCUUACAUCCUGAAGUUCUGUGCUCUGGGAUGGGGGAUUCCUCUGGUGAUCUGCACCCUAGUGCUCAUCGUGAACAGAGAGGCCUACGGCAGUCACCUCUACACAGAUGUUCAGAAUAGCUUAAAGCCAUUGGACAACUCUGACAACUUCUGUUGGCUUCAGGACGAUGUGACGUUUUACGUGUCCGUCGUUGCUUAUGCUGUGCUGGUCUUUCUCUUCAACAUUGCGGUUUUUGUGGUGGUUCUGAUCCAGAUUCGCCACAUGCGAGCCAAUAGCCCGGCUGGGACCCGCAGCGGACUCAUGCAUGACCUGAAGGGAGUUGCCAGUCUCACCUUGUUACUGGGACUAACAUGGACUGUUGGCUUCUUUACCUGGGGACCAGCCAGAGUGGUUCUGCUGUACCUUUUCUCUGCACUCAACACCCUUCAAGGACUUUUAAUCUUCCUCUUCCACUGUCUGAUGAAGGAAAAUGUCCGGAAACAGUGGAGGAUUCACCUCUGCUUUGGACGUUUCCGACUUGACGAGUAUUCUGAGUGGAGCAACUCUGCAUCAGUUGGAGUCCCAGCCAAACCCAAAUCAAAUCCUCCGAGAGCACUGGUACCAUCGGUCUGCUCAGUGAAGUCCAGCUCCACAGAAAGCACAUCAGCUUCCUCCGACUCCAGCCAGAGAGACUCAUCCUGCAAGAGACCAAACCUGGGCCUUUUCGUGAAUUCCCUGGCUCUCCCUCGUGCCCAGAGGAGCACCCCAGGUCCAGAAGCUCUGCCUUCCCAGAGGGGGAUGGACCUGACACCUGGCUGGAAUAAUCACUUGCUUGGCUAG
Molecule: messenger RNA, 3342 nt
Organism: Anoplopoma fimbria (sablefish)
Lineage: Eukaryota; Metazoa; Chordata; Actinopteri; Perciformes; Anoplopomatidae
Gene: adgrg4b
Product: adhesion G-protein coupled receptor G2
Exons: 25
Coding region: 1-3342 (1113 amino acids)
Biological process (GO): adenylate cyclase-activating G protein-coupled receptor signaling pathway; cell surface receptor signaling pathway
Cellular component (GO): membrane
Molecular function (GO): G protein-coupled receptor activity
Source: RefSeq, a predicted model, not a curated record